CAGAUAUACGUUGCAAAUUUUGUGGGUUUCAAUCCAGUCCUCGUCCUGAAGUCCUGAACAAUAAAAGUGUGUGCCCAGUUUUCCAGUUCGUUUUACAAAAUAUAAAUAAAAAUGCGUGAAUGUAUAUCAGUCCAUGUCGGCCAAGCCGGUGUCCAAAUGGGCAACGCCUGUUGGGAGCUAUACUGUCUGGAACACGGCAUCCAACCAGACGGUGAAAUGGUCAGCAAUCCCGGAAAAAAUGUAGACCAAAGCUUCAACACAUUCUUCAGCGAAACAGGCUCCGGAAAAUACGUGCCCAGAUCGGUGUUCGUGGACUUGGAACCAUCCGUCAUAGACGAACUGAGAACUGGAGCAUACCGUCAACUAUUCCAUCCAGAACAAGUCAUCAGCGGGAAGGAGGACGCUGCCAACAACUACGCCAGAGGACACUACACAGUAGGCAAGGAAUCCAUCGACUUAGUCAUGGACCGUCUGAGGAAACUGACGGACAACUGCGAAGGACUGCAAGGAUUCCUCAUCUUCCACUCCUUCGGAGGCGGAACCGGUUCCGGCUUCACUUCCCUGCUGAUGGAGCGCCUCACAGUCGACUACGGAAAGAAAUCUAAGUUGGAGUUUGCGGUUUAUCCCGCCCCGCAGAUCUCCACCGCCGUCGUUGAGCCGUACAACUCCGUGCUGUGCACGCACACCACUUUGGAGCACUCAGACUGUUCCUUCAUGGUGGACAACGAAGCCAUUUACGAAAUCUGCAACCGCAAGUUGGCCAUCGAACGUCCCUCCUACACCAACCUGAACAGGUUGAUCGGCCAGAUUGUGUCGUCGAUCACGGCCUCCCUGAGGUUCGACGGAGCCCUCAAUGUGGACAUUACGGAGUUCCAAACUAACCUGGUGCCCUACCCGAGGAUCCACUUCCCCUUGGUGACCUACGCCCCGGUUAUAAGUGCGGAGAAGGCCUUCCACGAGCAACUUUCAGUCGCUGAGCUCACCAACUCGUGUUUCGAACAGGAGAACCAGAUGGUUAAGUGCGACCUGAAGAAGGGCAAGUAUAUGGCGUGUUGUUUGCUGUACCGGGGCGACGUGGUGCCUAAGGAUGUCAAUCAGGCGAUAGCCAAUAUUAAAACUAAGAAGUCCAUUCAUUUCGUGGAUUGGUGUCCGACUGGGUUUAAGGUUGGGAUCAACUAUCAGGCACCUACUGUGGUGCCGGGAGGCGACCUGGCUAGGGUUCAAAGGGCUGUUUCUAUGUUGUCGAACACCACAGCCAUCGCAGAAGCCUGGACAAGGCUCAACAGGAAGUUUGAUCUUAUGUACGGAAAAAGGGCUUUCGUCCACUGGUACGUAGGUGAAGGCAUGGAGGAGGGAGAGUUUUGUGAGGCCAGAGAAGAUUUGGCUGCCCUUGAAAGAGAUUAUGAGGAAGUAAGCAUGGACUCCAAUGAUGUGGUAGAGGAUGAUGUCGAUGAGUAUUAAGGGAACUUUUAUUGUUAUAUGUAUUUAUAUUAUUAUUCUACAAAUGUGUUAAUGUUUCAAUUUAUUGUAUAAUAAAACAAGUUUUAUGAAUAAA
Molecule: messenger RNA, 1555 nt
Organism: Aethina tumida (small hive beetle)
Lineage: Eukaryota; Metazoa; Arthropoda; Insecta; Coleoptera; Nitidulidae
Product: tubulin alpha-1 chain-like
Exons: 2
Coding region: 112-1461 (449 amino acids)
Biological process (GO): mitotic cell cycle; microtubule cytoskeleton organization
Cellular component (GO): microtubule; cytoplasm
Molecular function (GO): GTP binding; structural constituent of cytoskeleton
Source: RefSeq, a predicted model, not a curated record